CUGUGUAUCUCACUCUGCUUCCUCAGAUGUUAAGACUUAGAAAUCUGCUCCGUCUUAGUUUGACAACAAGGCUCAUUCGCACCGACUGCUGCACAGGAAAAAUGUGUUAUGGUUCCUUUUAUGGGACAAAUUGAACCUGACCUGUUUUAGAGGUGAAAACAAAGUGGACGGACUUCUUUGGGAACAACUUUUGCUUAGAAAGUGUGAUGAGAGCCUGUUCGGGUAAGUGGCACUCAGCAGGAAAAUCAGCAUUCUUACUUUUUAUUUUCUCCAAUUUUAAUCAGUUUUCAAGUUAAAAUUGAAAUAAAAAUACAGUAAUAAUUGAAACAAUCAUCAAAUUUAAGAUUUGUUUCACUGAAACGUCUUUAUUUUCUGAGAGUCACUGCAGUGUGUGGGUACUCAGAUGCUGCUUUCUUUUUGAUGUCUGUAAGGAUUAACUCCACACAAGGUGGGCUUCAAAUGGGAUUAUCUGGAAAUGCAUGUCAGAUUUUCUGCACUCCUUUGUGAUGUAAUUUGGCAAAUUUAAAAAAGAAAUGUUUCAAAUCUUCUAAAGUCUAUGUGUAAUUAAAAGUAGCGCAGAGACAACGUGAAAAUAUGGAAACUGUAAAACUAGAUUGUUUUAUGAUAAAUAAAAGUUCAUCUAACGGUCAUGUUUGCCUUUGUGCCCUUAACAACUAACUUUUCUCAAACUUUCACAAAAACUGCUCAACUGUUCUCCUUUUUUGUGUGUGCAUAUUUCAUUAACAUUUUCAUUUCAUUUUUUGUGCAUGGGUUGUGUCACUGUGUCUUUGUUAGGUCUAGUAUUUUGUGUUAUCAGUUGGCAGCUUUAUCUGUGCAGCUCUCAGAGUCCAAGACAAAUUUUCCUAAGGGGACAAUAAAGUGUAUCGUAUCGUAUCGUAUCGUAUCGUAUCGUAUCGUAUCCUACUUUUCUAGAAACAUUAAGAAACUUUACAAGCAAUGCUCUUUAUACAGUAUAUAGUCUUUAUUUGCUGGGAUAUUUUCCUCUACUUCCAGUUCUAUUUUAAUCACGUUUCCCCUGGAAUUAAAAUAUCUAGAAAGCUUUUAAAUACAUGCCAAAACAAACAGACAAACAAACAAAAAAAAACCUGUAAUUUUCCUAUCAGAUACACUGUUUUCUCAUUUUCUAGAUGAUCCUUUCUCUUUCUGUUUACAUGCACCUCUCUGCAGGGGAGAUGCAGCGCUUGGCAUGGUUGGUGCUGCUGAUGGUGUGGAUGGUGCAGGCUCAGGAGAGCUGUCCUGAUGUCUGCAGAUGCUCAAGAAGGUCCAGCCCAGAGAAGACAGAGGUGAACUGCCAUAAAAGGGGGUUUCAUUCCUUUCCCACUAACCUGCCCCCCGAUGCCUGGAUCCUUAAACUAGGUGAGCCACCGGUAGUCAGUGGUUUUCAAUAACUGUGACAAUCUAGACAUCUUUUCAAGGUGUUGUGGACCUUAACUGCAUCCUUAACCAAAUUUCUAUCCGCCCCCCAAAGGUGAGAAUGGUAUUGCAGACCUGAAGGCAAACAUUUUGAGCUCAAUUCCAAGGAUUGAGAGUAUAAAUCUGGAGCGAAAUGCUAUCAAGUCUAUCCACCCCCAAGCCUUCUCUGGUGCAAAGCAACUAAUGCUCCUGAAUCUUUACGGCAAUCACAUCACCAGUCUACCAGGGAGGGGUUUUCAGGUAAAUGUUUAAAAGCGAAAUAGACUCUACAUAGAGCAUCAUGAGAAGAUGGUCUCACUGCAACAGCUGUGGUUCUUUUCAUGUCUCCAGGAUCUCCUGAACCUUCGCUUCCUAAUGCUGGGUCAGAACCAGAUUGGCACCCUCAAAGCUGAGAUGUUCACCGGACUGAAGAACUUGUCGGACUUAGAUCUUCCUCUCAAUGCGCUCACAAUGCUUACGCCUAACACCUUCAAGCCUCUGAUUGCCCUCAAAGUUCUGGACCUGUCGCUGAAUCGCAUCCAGAAGAUCUCUCCUAAAGCCUUCAGUGGACUCCGACAGCUAAUGUUCCUCAAUUUAGACAACAACAGGUCAGAGGUCAAACCAGCAACGUGUACAAGAUGCAAUAUUCAUUACGAGUUCUAACACUCUCUCCAAUCUAGCCUGAAGACACUUCCUGCUGGAGCAUUCAGACCUCUACGAUCUCUGGAGAUGCUGGUUUUAGACAACAACCUCCUGUCCACACUCAACCCGUCCGCUUUAGAUGGCUUGGAGAACUUGCAGGUAACACAGUCUAUCUAUUUAUCUGAUAUGAUGUAGAAAUGAUUGGAUCUUAUCAUAUAUUGGCAGGUCACUAUAAACUUACUGACUCUACUUGACCAAACUUGAGUUACUUCAGUAGUCAAAGGUAAAAGGUCCAUAUCUGAGAUCCUGAGCACAGCAUGCAGAAAUAAAACUUCAGUCAACCAGAUGACAGCUUUGAAAAAAGGCCAUUGAUCGGUUUGUACAAUACUUUUACUGAUCCAGGGUGCAACACACCAGUGGGACUUGGACCUUAAACAUCUCAAUCGGUAACCACGUAGAUCUGUGAAUCUUUACACCCUGACUAUGGAUGGUUUUAGAGCAGCUAUUAUCGGCCCGGCCCUCUGCUACCUCAGCCAUCUACUGUAAAAAUGUUAAGUGCAUACUAUAAUUGGAUAAUUUCUUUGUCUGCUCAGCUGAUUGAAACAGUAAGGUCAACGAGUAAACACUGAAUUUUGGGCGAUAUGGCCUCAAGUCAAUAUCACGAUAUAUUGAGCAGUUCACCUCGAUAAUGAAAAAUGGACGAUAACUACUCCACAAACUGCUCACCCCCUCCCACAUUAACUUCGUCUACUUCAGCCGCUACAACUUUUGAACAGUCCACCACCUCCUCACCUGUCUUUCCCUGUUUGUUACGAACUGGAUGGGGUGGACUCCGACAUAGGACAGUGUCUUAAAGGGACGUGAAACCAUAGCCUAAAUUCACACAUCCAAAACCAACUUUGAUUCAUUCAUUUUUUUGACACCGAAAAUAUUGACAUGCUCAAAAUGACGUUGGUUAUUGUCGUAAGUUUCGUAAAUUUUCGGUUUAUCGCCCAGCCCUAGAUGCAGUGCAUUUUUCCAAAUUUUAACGGUUGAAUAAACCUCAGAAAAAAACUGUUCUGAUUGAUUCUCCAGGAGCUCUACCUGAGGAACAAUGAGUUUGAGCAGCUGCCACCUGAUGUGUUCAGGAGCAUGGCCAAACUCUCUCAGCUGGCUCUCAGCGGAAACCACCUCAAGACAAUGGAUGGAACCAUUUUCACCCAUAUGCCUGGUAAAAGUAUUGCCUGACUGCACAAUUUUUCACAGGAGCUAAGAUAAGAUAAGAUGAAUAGAAUUAAAUUGAUCCCCGAAUUGUUGUGUUUGUGGUAGUUGAUGAAUCUGCCACAGUGUUUACUGAUGCUAGUUUACUUUUGGUGAUUUUUUAUUCUUUCCCAGAACUGAAGAAGCUGCACCUCCAUGACAACUUGUGGCACUGUGACUGUCACCUCGUCUCUUUGAUACAGUGGAUGGGCCAGAGUAAUACAACCCUGUCUCCUCGGGGCUCCCUGAGGUGCACGAGUCCUCAGGAACUUCGUAACAGAGGCUUAUCCAGUCUCUCAGCAGACGUGCUGCUGUGCAGUGCCUAACCCCUUCGAAAACAGGGAUGGAGUGCAGCAUAAGCGCGGGAUCCGUAGAGAUUUAGAUGUGCUAUUA
Messenger RNA from Xyrichtys novacula (pearly razorfish), 3687 nucleotides. NCBI's taxonomy places the organism in Eukaryota, Metazoa, Chordata, Actinopteri, Labriformes, Labridae. The record is from the annotation of a GenBank genome assembly.